Molecule: messenger RNA, 666 nt
Organism: Acanthoscelides obtectus
Lineage: Eukaryota; Metazoa; Arthropoda; Insecta; Coleoptera; Chrysomelidae
Source: the annotation of a GenBank genome assembly
AUGCUUGAAGAUCGACGGAUUACAGUUCGGGAGCUGUGCACAAAGAUUCCGGAGGUCAGCAAAACCACAAUUGACAAGAUUUUGACUGAACAUUUAGGCUAUUCAAAGGUCUGCGCAAGAUGGGUACCAAGAAUGCUCAUUGCAGACCACCGGCGGCAGCGGGUUGAAGCGGCCCAAGAAUUUCUCGCUUUUCACGGAACAACCGAAGAGGAAUUUCUGGACUCUAUUGUUACUGAUGACGAGACCUGGGUACACUACACCACGCCGGAAACAAAGGAGCAAUCGAAGCAGUGGAAGCACUCUUCUUCACCAAGCGCAAAGAAGUGCAAUCAAAUCCUGUCUGCCGGGAAGAUCAUGGCUAGCGUUUUUUGGGAUCGAAAGGGCGUAUUGUUGUGCGAGUUUAUGCCUCGCGGGACAACAAUCAAUGCUGACCGGUACUGUGAGACCUUGAAAAAACUUAGACGUGCCAUUCAGAACAAGAGAAGAGGACUGCUGACGAAAGGAGUGCGUUUUCACCAUGACAAUGCCCGACCGCACACCGCCAAUCGAACCACAGCCCUCAUCGAAAGAUUUGGAUGGAAAAUGGUGUCUCACCCACCCUACAGCCCAGACUUAGCACGAAUGCAGAGAUGCAUAGAACGCAACGGCGAUUAUGUAGAAAAAUAA